AUGUCCAAAGCAAAAACAGCGAGAAGUAAAUCAACGCAGAGUAUUAGCUUCUACUACCAGAACGUACGCGGAUUGAGGUCGAAAACUGAUGUCUUCCAUACUAACAUGCUGCUGAGCUCAUACAGCGUCGUAGCACUAACUGAGACCUUCCUUGUCAGUUCAGUGAAGGACGCAGAGCUAUUCUCCAAAGAUUAUAUAGUGUUAAGGAAAGAUCGACUAGGUGAUGUGGGCUGGGGUGGUGUGUUGCUUGCUGUGCACAAAAGCUUAUCUGUGCGUCGUCUGUCUAAUAUCGAUGGUUUAAGUAACGACAUGGAACUAGUUUCUGCUUUAGUCGUGGACCUGGUUUUGAGCGGCUUUACCCCAGAGACUGAGAGAGUGAGCGUUUGCGGCGAAGUCGAUGCGUUUGUACCGGCUGAUACGUACCACCCACCCCUUGAGGUAUUGGUAAAGUUUAAACGUGUUGGUAUGCGUUCCCCGACCUUGCAGCCUCGUCCUCCUGUUUCGGGUCCUAAAUGGAACUUUCGUAAGGCUGAUCUUAGAGUGCUUUAUAGCGCUAUAUCGGAUAUUGAUUGGGGUGAUGUGCUCACUGAGAACUGUUCUGGCACUGCCGCUGAAUUAUUUUACGCCAAAUUGAAAAAUUGUAUCGACAGUAAUGUCCCCCUCAAAAAACCUGCAUCUGGAAAUAGAUAUUGUUAUCCUACCUGGUUUACUGCAGAUAUUAUUAAAAACAUCAAGUUUAAGCAUUUUCACUUAAAAAGGUACAGAGAGAAAGGAGAGCUUUUUAAUCUGGAAAUGUUUAGAUACUAUAGGACGCAUGUAAAGACUUUGAUUGAAAGUGCGUUCCGACAUUACAUACGCAGUAUUGAGAGAGACAUUACUGACGAUCCUAGUAAAUUUUGGAAAUUUGUUGACAGUAAAAGGAAGGAUAGACGAUGUGACACCGAGUUUGUGUACAAAGGGAAGACUGUGAUGGGACAAGAAGCGACAGACUCUUUUGCUGAAUACUUCGCCUCAGUAUUUCAGGGGGAUGUUCCACUCUUGAAUGCUAAGUUGGCGGCGCAAAGUUGUUCCGGCCUUCCAGUUAGUAGUGCACGCGUGGCAGUGGAAAAGAUAGAUGCUGCAGACCUUCAUAAAGCAGCAAAAGAUUUAAAAGCACGAGCUUCUGCUGGACCUGAUGACAUAUCAUCUUUUCUGGUAAAAGACUGUAUUUCAGUUCUCGAGGCAGCACUUUUACACAUUUUUAACUUAAGUCUGAAAAAUGGGGAGUAUCCAGCAUGUUGGAAGGUCUCGAGGGUGACUCCUGUUCCUAAGAGCGGCACCGGUCGUGAUGUGUCCAAUUUCAGACCUAUAGCUGUGCUACCAGGUUUCGCCAAGUUAUUUGAGUCCAUAAUAGAAAGCCGCAUCAGCCUUCAGAUACAAUGUUGGUUAGGUGACAGUCAGCACGGAUUUCGUCGUGCACGGUCUACUGUCACUAACCAUGUGAACUUUGUGGACCACGUCAGAGAUGAACUGGAUGCAGGUCGGCAGGUGGAUGCGGCUUAUUUCGACUUCAAAAAGGCAUUUGAUCUGGUAGACAACGAUAUCCUGCUUCAAAAAUGCAGUGCCCUGGGUUUUACGCCGCACCUACUGAACUUUCUAUCUAGUUACCUUCGUGACAGAAACCAGUAUGUUGAAUGGGGUGGAUAUAGUUCAAGGCCCUUUUUCACUCGGUCCGGCGUGAGUCAGGGCAGCACUCUUGGCUCAACAUUAUUUACGAUAAUGAUAAAUGACUUGCCGAGGGUGGUACACACUGCUGGCUGUUUGUUGUUCGCUGAUGACUUGAAACUGUAUCUGGGAGCAGGAGACAAGUCUGAUCUAGAAGAUCUCCAGAGGGACAUUGACGCGGUGACCGAGUGGAGUGAGAACAAUAAACUGCAUUUUAACACCUCCAAAUGUAAAGUUAUUACUUUCUCGAGAAUUCGGUCACCUCACAUUAAACAAUAUCACAUUAAAGACGCAGUGAUGGAUCGCGUUGAUGAGAUAACUGACCUGGGGCUGACCUUGGACUCGAGACUUGACUUUAGGACGCACGUUACCAACAUCUGUAAGCAGGCGAAUAAGGUCCUGGGGUUUGUCAUGAGGAAUAGGUCUAUCGGUGCCGCCCCCUCGCCGUUGCCCAGCGGCAGGGGAGGGUGGGGCGGUGGUUUCGCGGCGGCGCCGCCGCCGGCGUCUGUUCGCGUGCCCGGGCUCGGUGAGGCGCACGCGCUGGGCUGCAAACGCUCCCUCUGCAAGAGCUAUCGCUCUGUUAAAUGA
Cydia strobilella is the source of this 2292-nucleotide messenger RNA. RefSeq lists its product as uncharacterized. The coding region runs from base 1 to 2292 and encodes 763 amino acids. The record is from RefSeq and is a predicted model, not a curated record. The transcript is spliced from 3 exons. NCBI's taxonomy places the organism in Eukaryota, Metazoa, Arthropoda, Insecta, Lepidoptera, Tortricidae.